AGCACAGCGGCAUUGCUGACAGAGAGAGGAGUCGCGAGACAAAUCAAAUCCGCGGUCACCGCCUCGCGGCCGCUUCUCGCAGUUCAGCUCCCGAGCGCGCGCUGAGCAGCGCAAGUGUUCACGUGCUCGUAAAGGGCUGUGUACUGCUUCCUUCGAAGUUUGGGACGCACCGAGUCAUCCGGAGUUUGCUCGUCGCUGGCACUGGGAGUAUUCCGGCUGUCUACCCAGGAGCAAGUUCCGCUGCGAACAUGUUCAAAUAUGUACAGUAUGGAUUUUAGGAGGACGAAGUUCAGCAGGUUUAUGAACAACCGAGUCCCAUCUAGCAAGAGAUACCAGCCAACUGAAUACGAGCAUGCUGCCAACUGUGCCACCCAUGGAUUCUGGAUCAUUCCCAGUAUCCUGGGCAGCUCUGUGUUGUACCUUCUUUCUGAUGACCAGUGGGAGACCAUCUCUGCAUGGAUGUAUGGGACGGGUCUGUCUGGGCUGUUCAUCAUGUCCACCAUGUUCCACACGGUGUCCUGGAAGAAAAGUCAUCUCAGGAAAGUGGAGCAGCGAUUUCACAUGUGCGACAGGAUGGUGAUAUAUUUCUUUAUUGCUGCAUCUUAUGCACCCUGGCUGAACCUGAGGGAACUAGGACCCUGGGCUGUGCACAUGCGCUGGUUGGUGUGGAUCAUGGCCUGCGCUGGCUCUGCCUAUGUCUUCUUCUUUCAUGAGAAGAACAAGAUAUUAGACUUACUGUGCUACACCGCCAUGGGAGCUGUUCCUGCAGUUGUUCUUCUGUCAAUGCCUAACAGAGAGGGCAUAUUAGAGCUGUCAGUGGGCGGAGUCUUCUACUGCCUGGGAAUUGUCUUCUUCAAGAGUGAUGGCCUCAUCCCAUUCGCUCAUGCCAUCUGGCACGUCUUCGUGGCAGUGGGGGCAGGCAUACACUAUUAUGCCAUCUGGAGGUACUUGUAUACAACGGGGACCAGCCAAAUAAAAAAUAUCAAGGUGACAGAUGUAAAAGAUCUGACACAUACAGGGUUUGUUGAGCUAUAAAAGACAGUGUAUUUGAUCAUGUGCUGCCUUUGCAUCCCUCUAUAUUAAUCAUAGACGGGCACGUUCCAGUACUGUUGGUCUAAAAUACAUUUUUCUAUAGAAGGAUUUCUGUCCUGUUAACUGGCCAGUCUAUUUUUGCAGAUGUGGUCUUAACCUGUUGACAUAAUGUACUGUAUCAGCUGUCAGUGUUUACAGGGAAAUGUGUGUAUAAUACAGAAAACAUGAAUAACAUUCCACAUCCUUUAACUGAGCUGUCUACUGCCUUGAUAUGAACUCCCAUAAUCAGCCUGUGCUUGUGACUAAUGUAUUGAGAUUCAUUGGCAUCAAGCAGAAUAAUGUAAUAAUUAAUAAUAAUUAUUCGUGCUCAAUUAAUAAAAUUGGUUAUUAUUAUUAUUCUCAAAGUUUUGCUGUUUAAUAUUUUUUUGUGGAAACUGAGAUGCAUUUUUUCAGGAUUCUUUGAUGAAUUGAAGGUUUCAGAAAUGUAUUGCCAUUCUUUACCUCUUUUUUAGUUGUUUUAAUUUUUUUUAAAUCUUACCCUGAACCUUUGAGAGGUAAUCAGUUUCCACAAAAAUAUAAAGCAACACUUUAUUAUUGAUCAUAAUAAUGUUUCUUGAUCACCAAAUCAGCACCAAAUUAUUAUCCACAUGAAAGUUUAGCUCCCACAGAGCCAUUUGAUUCGUUAUUGGGAGCGAGCCAUGCACAGAAGCUCACAUGGAAACUAGCCUUCAUGAAUGAGGUUU
Carassius carassius (crucian carp) is the source of this 1775-nucleotide messenger RNA. Its product is annotated as monocyte to macrophage differentiation factor 2-like. Lineage: Eukaryota; Metazoa; Chordata; Actinopteri; Cypriniformes; Cyprinidae. Gene Ontology annotation, molecular function: pore-forming activity. The record is from RefSeq and is a predicted model, not a curated record. The transcript has 7 exons. Gene Ontology annotation, cellular component: membrane. Bases 259 to 1035 code for a protein of 258 amino acids.